Aspergillus neoniger CBS 115656 is the source of this 5525-nucleotide messenger RNA. RefSeq names its product putative chitin synthase (gene csmB). The record is from RefSeq and is a predicted model, not a curated record. Gene Ontology annotation, molecular function: chitin synthase activity; cytoskeletal motor activity; ATP binding. The coding region runs from base 1 to 5280 and encodes 1759 amino acids. Gene Ontology annotation, cellular component: cell periphery; myosin complex; cell septum. The transcript is spliced from 4 exons. Lineage: Eukaryota; Fungi; Ascomycota; Eurotiomycetes; Eurotiales; Aspergillaceae.
AUGUCAACUCGUUUCUCGGUCUAUUCUAGUCAUUCCACGGGCGUUUCCUCGUCCCGUCCAAGUGCUCCCUCAACUGUGACGACAACAACGCUGCUGAAUGCGCUGCAUGCACAUUACAACUCGGGGCAGCCCUAUCAACUGGAUGCAGGGACAAGCUUGGUGGUGAACACAUGGGUUACCGCUACCCGAGCAAACCCCAAUGGUCAAGAAGGAGGGACGAUAGAUCGGGAUUUGGCACUCAGAGCUUGGGAACAUGCACGAAGACGAGCAGAAGAUGGUUGCAUUGUGCUAUGCUCGACCCAUCAAUCAACUCCAUCCAUAUUUGAACCUUUCCUGGCGGCGCUACCUCUUACCACUCCGAACAUCGCAUUUACCGCUCUUACAGCUCUUCGACCCUUCCUGUCCGCUGUAACCUCCUUCAACCCUUCUUACUCUCUGUACUCUGCUCUGUCUGCUCGCUACUCCAUCAACCUGAAAGGUGAUGUUGUAGGCCUCUCACUGGCACUGUCCACGUCUGGCAUCAAUGUGCGCAAAGGCCUUCUUGAUAUCCCUACAGAGGCCGGUUAUCGAGCAUUUGACGUGUUCUAUUACCUUCUAGCGUCGAUCUCGACCCCUGCAGAGCGAGAGUUUCUGAACCUGAAAGAUGCCUCCUCGUACGCUCUGCUCAGUAAGUCGGGUACAUAUACGCCGCCUCCGUACCUUCCCACCGCCGACGACGCUGCUGCUGCGGAAGACUUCAGAGCUGCGCUCAAGUCGAUCGGCAUCAAGGGAGCGGCUCAGCGUGGUCUCCUGUCCACCCUUGCCGGUCUGCUGAAGCUUGGUAAUGCCACUGGCUUUUUGGUUGACCAGGAAGAUCUUGAGGAAGCAUGUGACGAAGUGGGUGGUCUGCUCGGGUUGGAUCCGGAGGUUCUGCUGCACAGUUGCUCCACUGAUGAUCGCGAGGUGCUGAUCUCGGGGAUUUACGAGGCACUGGUUGACUGGGUGAUUGAAAAGGCCAACGAGGCCAUUUCCAGCGAGCUUCAAGCGAUUCUCGACAACGACCCCAGCACCAGUGGUGGCUCUGGUCCUGGCGGCCAGUGGACUGAUGAUGACACGGUCAGCAUUUCUGUGGUGGAUAUUCCCAGACCUGCUCUAGGAAAAGCUGUGGCAGUUCGCAACGUGUUCGAUGACAAUACUGGUAUCAACGCGGAAAUGAAGGAGGAUGGCGUCACUGUUCCUCCUGUAGGACAUGCUAUUGCAAACGAUGUUUCCUCUGCGGUAGCUCAGGUUGAGGCGGACCUCGGAAUCACCACGGGUUCUGCUUGGCAGGAACGCGAGUAUGAACUCGGCAAGCGACAAGAAGUGCUGGAGAAGGUUGGGCUGGAAGUCGACAUGGACUCGUUCCUCCGAAAACUUUUGCUCCCUGUUGAAUCCGAAGGUAUCACGGUUGGGAAGCGGGGCCGGUUUGAUCUUCCCACCACGCUGGGAAGUAGCAGGGUCUGGCACCAUAUCUCCGUCCACCCGACUGAUGAUCUGCCCGAGACACUCAACACCUUCUCGCCGACGGCCGCCUGGUCAGCCGGAGUCGUGUCCCGGCAAUUGCGGGAAUGGAGACUUGCUGAAUGGGCCAACCGACGCCUCAGGCAGAUUGACUUUACGGCCGACUUCGACAUGGAUGAGUUCGUCGGCCGUUAUUGCCGUCUCGGAUGCGCUGAGGGUCGGGAUGGUGUUGAGAGUUGGUUGAUGGAGAGAGGCUGGACCAACGGAGAUGCCUUCGUGGGUCACCAGCGAAUCUGGAUGAGAGAAAGUGCAUGGUGGGAAGCUGAAACAAUGCUUGACAUGAAACCAGACGAGCCCGCGACGGCCAACCCUUUCCUAUACGGGAACACCAUGCUCGAUGCCGGGAUGCCCCAUUAUGCGGGAACUCCUAUGGCAGAAUCCACCAGCCUUCUGGGCAGUCGAGACGACCUUCUCAACCACCGCCAGAGCACGUUGGCGCCCAGCUUCCAUGGAGGCGCCAAAUCAAUCGCGCCAAGUGUCCCCCAGACUCUAAAUAUGGGUGGCGAUUAUGGUCUCGGCUCGAAGGGUGAUACUAGGAAGUGGGACAAUCCGUAUUCUGACGAAUACGCCCAUUAUAACAACGGCGAGCUCGACCCUGAAGUCGGCGACCCCAAACACAUUGAAAAGAAGCCCAUUACUCAGGGCCGACGCAUCUGGGUCGGAUUUGUCUGGGCGUUGACUUUCUGGAUUCCAUCAUUCGCUCUGCGCUGGAUUGGCCGGAUGAAGCGUCCCGAUGUCCGGAUGGCCUGGCGCGAGAAGCUCGUUCUGAUGCUUAUCAUUCUGCUGUUCAACGGUGUGGUUUGCUUUUACAUUAUUGCCUUUGGUGAUCUGCUCUGCCCGAACAAGGACAAGGCUUGGAAUGAGAAGCAACUAAGUUGGCAUGCUCUCGACAACGAUUUCUAUGUCAGUAUUCAUGGAAACGUCUACGACAUUACCAAGUUCUGGAGACUUCAGCACAGUGAUUCUUCGAUUGAAACGACAACGAGCAACAUGAAGCCAUUCGCGGGUGAGAUUCUGGAUCAGUAUUUCACCCCUCCGUUGACUCGCUUCUGCUCGCCAUACGUGACGGAGCAGUCAGUCACUCUGCAGUUUAACAACACCAAUGCCCUCGAGUAUCCCAACGCAGAGCACUACUGUGGAUCUUAUCACACCCCCAGUACCACCACCAAGCUGCACAACAUUACUUGGUAUGAGGACAUCUUUUUGCCCAAGAUCAAGACCUAUUACAAGGGUCCCCUUGUUUGGUCGAAGAGCACCGUACAAAAACAAGCAACGGAUAGUUCACGGUAUUGGGUCAUCGUUCACGACAAAAUCUAUGACCUUACGGACUACUUCUAUACCGCCGAAUUGUUCGAUAAUGACGACACUUACGCAUUCCUACCGUCGAGCGUAACCGACUUGUUCAAGAAUUAUGCGGGUGAGGAUGUUACCGACAAAUGGCAGAACACAACAGACUUCCAGCAGUCACAGACGUGUCUUGACUAUGUCUUCUAUAAAGGCAAAGUGGAUUUCCGUGACAGCCCCCGCUGUACGGUUAACAACUGGAUUCUUCUCUCGUUCACGGUUCUCAUCUGCGUUGUUAUCCUCGUUAAAUUUGUUAGUGCCCUUCAACUUGGCUCCAAGCGUCGUCCUGCACCACAGGAUAAGUUCGUUAUCUGCCAUGUGCCGGCGUACACAGAAGGUGAGGAUGCGCUGCGUAAAGGUCUCGACUCCCUCACGGCUCUUCAAUACGACAACAAGAGGAAGCUCAUCUUCGUCAUUUGCGACGGUAUGAUUGUUGGUGGCGGAAAUGAUCGUCCUACGCCUAAGAUUGUUCUCGAUAUUCUGGGAGUCGACCCGAAGGUUGAUCCCCCGGCGUUGCCGUGCAAGGCCAUUGGCCAGGGUAGCGAGCAGCUGAACUACGGCAAAGUGUAUUCUGGUCUUUACGAGUAUGAGGGUAACGUGGUCCCGUAUAUUGUCGUUGUCAAGGUCGGCAAGGAGUCGGAGCAGAGUCGGCCCAAACCUGGAAACAGGGGUAAGCGUGACUCGCAGAUCAUGAUGAUGCAGUUCCUCAAUCGGGUACACCAUCGUUCACCUAUGUCGCCGCUGGAGCUGGAGAUUUUCCACCAAAUCAACAAUGUCAUCGGUGUCGACCCUGAGCUCUACGAAUACUGUCUGAUGGUGGACGCCGAUACCAGUGUCCGUGAAGAUUCACUCAACCGUCUGGUUGCCGCUUGUGCCAACGAUGCACGCAUUGCUGGUAUUUGUGGUGAGACUAGUCUGCAGAAUGAAGAGCGAAGUUGGUGGACGAUGAUUCAGGUGUAUGAGUACUAUAUUUCACAUCACCUGGCCAAGGCGUUCGAGUCGCUUUUCGGUAGUGUCACAUGUCUACCCGGAUGUUUCUGCAUGUACCGUCUGCGGACCGCCGACAAGGGCAAGCCUCUGAUCAUCUCUGACAAGGUUAUUGAGGAGUAUGCAGACAAUGAUGUUGAUACUCUUCAUAAGAAGAACCUCCUGUCGCUUGGUGAGGAUCGUUUCCUGACUACGCUUAUGACGAAGCACUUCCCGGAGAUGUCCUACAAGUUCAUUCCGGAUGCAUACGCCAGUACGGCCGCGCCAGAGACCUGGUCGGUCUUGCUGUCGCAGCGUCGGCGUUGGAUCAACUCAACCGUGCACAACCUGGUGGAAGUGGCCAUGCUGAAAGAUAUGUGCGGAUUCUGCUUGUUCAGUAUGCGAUUCGUCGUGUUGGUUGAUCUUCUCGGAACGGUCAUCCUGCCUGCGACUUGUGUCUAUCUGGGCUACCUGAUCUACCGUGUUGCCAGUCACACCGGUCCCUUCCCUAUGAUUUCGAUUGUCAUCCUGGCAGGUGUUUAUGGUCUCCAGGCGAUCAUCUUCCUUCUGAAACGGCAGUGGCAGCACAUUGGCUGGAUGAUCAUCUACAUUUUAGCCUAUCCUAUCUACAACUUCAUUCUCCCGCUCUAUUCGUUCUGGAAGCAGGACGACUUCAGUUGGGGUAGCACGCGUAUUGUCAUUGGAGAACAGGGCAACAAGCGCGUGGUGGCAGUGGACGACGAGGGCUUCGACCCGCGCAGUGUGCCGCUACAGCGCUGGGAUGACUACGCGCUGGCCAACAACCUGCCGGGACGGCGCGGUGACUUUGGUAUGAGCCAGGAGAAGAUGUACAGUGGCCGUUAUGAUGACAUGGCGCUGGAGAUGGAUGACAUGCACUCGAACUAUUCCUCGGUGAAGCCGGCGUCGACGAUCCUGACUGGGUUCCCGCAUCACCAGGGCCGCCACGGCAGCCCGUACAUGCCCCCGCAAUCUCCAGCACCGUUUGCCAACACCCCGGGUAACCGCAACUCGCACAUGUCGAGUCUUACGCGAUACACGGAUCAGCCGUUUGCCAGUGGACAUAUGGCGUCACGGUCGGUGGGCAAUCUCAGUGUGCCGGAUGGAUUGACGAACCGCCACAGCGUGGGGCUGAUGCAAAGCACGGAGAACCUGCUCGGGCGGCCCAACUCGCGCAGUCCCGUAGGUGGGAUAUCGCGACCUGUGAGUGCGUUUGACUUCCGGGGAAGCGGCGGGCCCGACGAGGGGUCGAUCACCGAGGCGAUCCGCGCCUGUUUGGCGGAGGUAGAUCUGGACACGGUGACGAAGAAGCAGGUGCGCGCAUUAGUCGAGCAGCGACUACAAACGACGUUGAUAGGCGACAAGCGGGCGUUCCUCGACCGACAAAUUGACCAUGAGCUGGCCAAUAUGUAAAAAGUCGAUGUGAGGAAGAGACGGGAUGUAAUGGGUGUAAUUGAUUUUGUUUUCCAGUGUAUACGCGAGCAUACAUAGCUAUCAUUUGGCAGUAUAUGAAUUUCGGGCGGGCGUUAGCGUGGGCAACAUUCAUUGAUGUGUAAAAAUUGAAUGUGCAUUAUCAGCGUUAUGUAUACAAUGUUAACUUGGUUGCAUUUGUUGAUGACAGACAGACAGAUAAAACAAAUAGAUGCAUUAGCGCCGCA